UAAGCGUGUGUGUGUGUGUUUGCAGGCAGGGGAAAAAAUCGCACCAUUUUUCUCGUGCUCUUUUGCGUGCGUUUUUUGGUCUUUCGAGGAUUGUUUCGUAGGAAAUCAAUUAAACACGAGCGCAGCUUAAUAUAUUAAAAGUAGUGAACUAAGUAGUUAUCCAUAAAUUGACGAGCGCACAGUAGCAAAUCGACUUGCAAAUUUCAAUAUUCGGUCCGAACGUGUGUAACUGUGUCUGUGCGUGCGUGCGUGUGAGAGUGAUGGGUGAAAAAUGCGGCGUAAUGAAAAUGCGUGCAAAACUGUAUAAAAGAUUGCUUUGAUUUCCACGAUCGUGAGCAUUAAAAGAUUAGGCGUGAUACUGACCGGUUAAAUUUACCUUAACUGAAAUUUAACUACAUAUUUAAACAGCAGCAUAGUCACUUUUGCCUAAAAUGUCAUCAAAAACUGGGAGGAAAAAAAUCAUAGCAACAAUCUGAAUGAAUUCGGAGAUUCAGAUUUGUUGUCACAAAAAUUGUUGGAUAAAAUGUGCGAAAGUGUGUUUGUCAAAUUGUUUAGCCAAAAUUAUUUGUUUACAUAGUUGUUCAGCGUAGCACGAGGCUGUUUUCCUUAAUUCUUAACAACAUAACACACUCGCCUUGGCUAAUUUUCACUGGAAACUGAAGCCGAUUAAUAAUAGGAAAAUAGUCCUACGACAAAUAGCCCGCCUUUUGACAUAUGAACACAACUAAACUACCACAACACAGCUCACCAAAAACAUAAAAUAAAUUCGGAAAGUAUAGCACUAAAGCUAAAAUUUCAAGGAGAUGCUGCUCAAAUUUCAUACUUGAUGUCAAACAACGACGCCCCAUAGCAACAACAACAACAACAGCUGAAAGAGAAGGAAAAGGAACAACUGGAAUAACUGUAAGCUAGGGAACAGAGGGAGAGAGGCAAUCUCUGUACACACACCUGUCGUCCAGCGGGGGAAAGAGCAAAAGAGAGCGACGGAUCUCCCGUGUGUGUUGUUCGCAUGCGCGACAUGCGCGGACGCUAAGUGAGUGCGAGUGAGUGCUCGAAUGCGUGUGAGUGUGGGCGGUGAGGAUAAUUCGCUUAAUUCGCACGCAUCCCACAGAUCCUGCAGAUCCUCCAGUUUGUUCGUCAAACAGAGUCAGCAUUUCGGAUCAAACCAAUUGCCUGUCAGCAACGUUAGAAACAAAAACAAAAGCAGCAGCGGCAGCCGAUAAAAAAUCAUUAUCAAAAUUACGGAAAAGCGAUCAAAAUUCAAGCGAGAUUAGCUAGGCGAAAUGCAGCGACGAGAACGGCAAGCAAGGCAACCAGAUGUGCAAUAAAAGUGCUAAAAUUGUGAAAAAUCCAAGCCAAGCUGCCAACUAAACAAUUAUAACAAAGGCAAUAAAAAUUAAAACACGUUCUCAAACGCAACAGCAUUAAAUCAACAGCAGCAGCAACAAAUACAACAAACACAACAACGAAGAGUGAACGGCCUCAAAGUCAACAACAGCUGCUUGCAGUUUUACAGUCAUUGGGCGUCGGCGAUCCCCCGCGACGCUCUGCUUCUUCGUCUUUCACGGGAUUCCAUGCAUGAGGCCCUUCUCGCCAUCUCGUUCCCACUGAAAGUACCGUUCCACGGAGUCCACCGGUGGCGGUGGCCCACAAACGACAACUGCCGGUCCAUCCGCUGGUAAUGUGGCAAAUGCCACCACAGCCCUAGCCGGUGGUAAAAGCUCAAGCAAUAACAUGUAUUCCACCCGCCAAUCUGUAAGCACCACGACCGGUGUACUUAUGGUCGGACCAAAUUUUCGUGUCGGUAAAAAAAUUGGCUGUGGUAAUUUUGGCGAAUUGCGUUUAGGCAAAAACCUUUACAACAAUGAACAUGUAGCAAUAAAAAUGGAGCCUAUGAAGUCAAAGGCUCCGCAACUACACUUAGAGUAUAGGUUUUAUAAACUUUUAGGAUCACAUGCCGAUAACGCCCCAGAUGGCAUACCACGCAUUUAUCAUUUGGGCACUUGCGGUGGCCGUUACAAUGCCAUGGUUUUAGAGUUAUUGGGAUUAUCAUUAGAAGAUCUCUUCAAUAUUUGCGCCCGUAAAUUUUCACUUAAGACUGUAUUGAUGAUAGCGAAACAACUUCUCCACCGGAUCGAAUAUGUUCAUAGUCGGCACUUAAUAUAUAGGGAUGUGAAACCAGAGAACUUUCUCAUUGGCAGAACGUCAACAAAACGUGAAAAAAUUAUACAUAUAAUUGAUUUCGGUUUGGCCAAAGAAUACAUUGAUUUAGAUACAAAUAGGCAUAUACCAUAUCGGGAGCAUAAAUCCCUAACUGGAACAGCACGUUAUAUGUCAAUCAACACGCACAUGGGGCGUGAGCAGUCGAGACGCGAUGAUCUGGAGGCAUUGGGACAUAUGUUUAUGUAUUUCUUAAGGGGUUCACUGCCGUGGCAAGGCCUAAAGGCUGAUACACUCAAGGAGAGAUAUCAAAAAAUCGGUGAUACGAAACGAGCAACGCCCAUCGAGGUGCUUUGUGAUGGACAUCCGGAAGAGUUUGCGACAUAUUUGCGUUAUGUACGGCGGUUAGAUUUUUUCGAAACUCCCGACUAUGAUUUUCUGCGAAGACUGUUUCAAGACUUAUUCGAUCGUAAGGGUUACACCGACGAGGGCGAGUUCGACUGGACAGGGAAGACAAUGACCAAGGAACAGCUGGACCAAAUGAAAGUCAUAAAGAAUGCACCGCCAUCGCAUUUGGCCAAAAAUAAGUCUGACAAGUCAACACCCGUCGGAUCUCUGCAAACUGGCCAUGAAGUCAUCAUUUCACCAAAUAAAGAUCGUCAUAAUGUUACGGCUAAGGAUGUUUCUUAUUUUGAUUUUGAUGACGAAGUUGAUGAUGAGAAUGAAGAAUAUAUAAUACUCCAGACAAAUGCCAAAGGAGGUGUUGCUGCGUGGCCUGAUGUGCCAAAGCCGGGGGCAACACUGGGCAAUCUAACGCCGGCCGAUCGGCAUGGUUCAGUACAGGUUGUGAGUUCGACGAAUGGCGAACUAAAUCCGGACGAUCCCACGGCCGGACACUCAAACACGCCCAUCACACAGCAGCCGGAAGUCGAAGUGGUCGAUGAAACAAAUGGUUCCUUAUAUUCCAGAUGUUGUUGUUUCUUUAAACGAAAGAAGAAGAAAUCGACGCGCCAAAAAUGACUAGACGGUGUACAAUGUAGUCCAGAACGCGAGGCAGUCACCCUGCUGCGUGCCACUUCACAUUCAAACUCACGGGAUAGCGUAUUGAAUAAUCCGAGUCAGGAUUAUAUCCAGCAGGCAACGUCGCAGCAUACGUUGCGUUAUCCUCCAUCCGCGUCGAUGUUGACGCCAACACCAACUACAAACACACCGACACUUCCGUUGUAAUUUAUAUAAAUAUAAAGCCAGAUGCAAAAUGCAGAAAGCAACAAAAAAAUAUUAAACGAAACCCAACAAAACAAAACAAAUGAACCCCGUAUACAUUAAAUACACUAAAAAACAGUAAAAACAAACAAAAUGCAACCAAUUUUGAUUAAUUAUUGUAAUGAUUGUAUUUUAUUAUUAUUUUUAUU
Messenger RNA from Drosophila sechellia, 3572 nucleotides. RefSeq names its product casein kinase I gish (gene gish). The record is from RefSeq and is a predicted model, not a curated record. Bases 1735 to 3180 code for a protein of 481 amino acids. The transcript is spliced from 15 exons. Gene Ontology annotation, molecular function: ATP binding; protein serine/threonine kinase activity. Gene Ontology annotation, biological process: protein phosphorylation. NCBI's taxonomy places the organism in Eukaryota, Metazoa, Arthropoda, Insecta, Diptera, Drosophilidae.